Messenger RNA from Opisthocomus hoazin, 1644 nucleotides. Lineage: Eukaryota; Metazoa; Chordata; Aves; Opisthocomiformes; Opisthocomidae. The record is from RefSeq and is a predicted model, not a curated record.
CUGCGAAACCUCAUCACGGACGCGUCGCAGCAGAAGCUGCUGGUGUUCGCGGGGCCCUGCGUGGAGGAGACGGGGGAGCUGAUGCUGCAGACCGGCUGCUUCUCCCUGCGGGACUUCAUCCAGAUCUUCACCGACAAGGAGGUGGGGGAGAUCCUGAGCUCCGCAGACCCCUCGGCCAAGGCCCGGCUGACCAUCAGCUGCCCCGACUUCGGGGAGUGGAGGGACUCGGGCCUGGACCAUCACAACCUCCAGGACUUCAUCGAGCUGCGCUACAACCCGGGCUGCGUCCUGCCGGAGAUGGAGGGGCUGGAGGAGUUCAUGGAGUACCUCUCGGAGUCGCUGGAGCCCCAGUCCCCCUUCGACCUCCUCGAGCCCCCCACCAUGGUCGGCUUCCUCAAGCUCUCCAAGCCCGGCUGCUAUAUCUUCCCGGGCGGGUUUUUUUCAGCGUUCUUUGCCGUCACCGGCUUCAACGUCCUGGUGAACGGUGGCUCCAACCCCAAGUCGUCCUUCUGGAAGCUGGUCCGGCACCUGGACCGCGUUGACUCCAUCCUGGUGACGCACGUGGGCACGGACAGCCUGCCCGGCGUCAACAGCCUGCUGCAGCGGAAGCUGGCCGAGCUGGAGGAGGAUCCGUCCCAGGCCUCGCAGGGCAACGGGGACUGGGCCAAGAACCUCAUCUCCCCGGAGCUGGGCGUCGUCUUCCUCAACGCCUCCGAGAAGCUGAAGGACAUCGAGGGCAACUCGCGGGUGCUGAAGAGCUGAGACGACACCCCGCACAACCUGGACAAUCGGGGCAUCCGGCCCAACCGGCUGGCCCGGGACAGCGGGCCCCGCGCGGAGCCCACCGUCCUCUUCCAGAAGAUGGGAGUGGGCCGGUUGGACAUGUACAUCCUGAACCCCGUCAAGGGCACCAAGGAGCUGGAGUUUCUCCUGCAGCAGUGGUCGGGCAACAGCUACCCCAAGGAGCAGGACUUGCCCCUGCAGUGCCUGACCUCCGUCUGCGCCCUGCUCGUCUGGCACCCUGUCAGCCCCUCCGAGAAGAUCAUCCGGGUCCUCUUCCCUGGCUGUACUCCCCAGGGCCGCAUCCUGGAGGGGCUGGAGAAGGUGAAGCACCUGGAGUUCCUCAAGCACCCCGUGGUCACCAAGAACGACUUGAAAGGGCUGUCGGUGCCCCAGCCCGAGAAGCCGCUCAAGCAGAAGAGGGCAGAGAGCAAGGAGAGCCUGAAGUCGGCUUCCAAGCUCAGCUUGGAAGGAGGUGAAGGUGGGGACCAAGGAGAAGCCAAAACCCCUGGGGGAGACGGCCAGAGCGGGGUCAGAAGAGGAGAAAGCCAAGGAUGCUCGGGCCAAGCUGGACUCUUCGCUGGAGAAGCUGAAGAGGAGAAGAAGCCGCUGAAGAAGGACGAGGGGGCUGAGGUGAAGGGGGAGGCCAAGAAGGAGCUGAAGGUGGUGGUGAAGAAGGAGGUGAAGGCUGAGACGCUGCGGAAGGACGCCAAGGAGAGCAAGGUGGAGGCCAAGGCUCCUCCUGCCAAGACCCUCGCCCGGAAGCGCUUCCAGGAGGUGGAAGAAGCCCACCUACGCCACAUGAAAGGUCUCAUCGGCUCCUACUCGCACUCUGUGGAGGACACCCACGUCCAGAUCGGGCAG